GGUGGUUUGCAAACACGAAGAAGAACAGGUGUUGCUGGAAGUGUCUAGUUUAUGAGCUGAUAUUUUUCUGUUUGUUUACAGUAAUUCAUUAAUAUUCUUACGGUUUUACUCGCGCAAAAGACCAUGCAAGGGGCAGUGCGAUGGGUUUUAUGGGAUAUAAAGGACACUCUCCUGAAGGUGCGUCACUCUGUGGGAGAGCAGUACUGUAAUGAGGCAAAGCGUGCUGGACUGCAGUUACCAGCCAUGCAGGUAGAAACUGCAUUCAGACAGGCUUACCGCCAACAGUCUCGUCUCUACCCUAACUAUGGCAUUGCUCAGGGCAUGAAUGGCCAGCUGUGGUGGACAGAAUUGGUAAAGAGCACCUUCUCUCAGUGUGGGGUGCAGGACCCUGCAUUGCUCAACACACUCGCCAACAAUCUUUACCAGAAUUUUUCUAAUUCAGAGAACUGGGAGGUGUUUCCAGACUCACAUUCCACCCUCAAAUCUUGCACAGCUCUGGGACUAAAGCAGGGCGUGGUAUCCAAUUUUGACAGGCGUCUAGAAGGAAUCCUUAUAGGAUGUGGCCUCCGAACCCAUUUCUCAUUUCUGAUGACUUCAGAAGAGGCUGCUGUGGCCAAACCAGACCCGGGCAUAUUUGCCCAAGCCCUGAAAAAGUCUGGGGUGCCAGCCAAACACGUAGUUCAUGUUGGUGACCACUACAUAAAUGACUACCUCGCCUCUCGCUCAUUAGGUAUUCGUGGUUAUCUGCUUGAUAGGGAUGGACUUCAGAAACAUCUGGAUGUUCCAUUACAUCAUCGACUACAGAGCCUAGAUGAGCUACCAGCCCGAGUAUUAGAGGAUAUUGAUUAAUUAAAAUAUAGCUAAAUAAUUGCUACAAUUUCUUGAAUCAAUUAUUAAUUUAAAUUGUUUUGAAAUUAUGUUUAAUGCAAGUUGCAUAAAGAUGUCUUCGGUUUAAUUAUUCAUGUAGCUGUGCAGAAUUUUGUAUUAAGGGAACGAAUAAAUGUCUAUUCAAUAAUCAAUUGGUUAAUAAUUCCAUUUAUGCAGACCAACCAAGAGAUGAUAACCCUUUGUGGGUACCGUGUCAUGUUUCCGUGAAAUAGAAAGAAUGUAUCACAUUAUGCUAAUGUUGAUGAGAAAAUAAUCCCAUAUCCCCCACAUA
Molecule: messenger RNA, 1159 nt
Organism: Clarias gariepinus (North African catfish)
Lineage: Eukaryota; Metazoa; Chordata; Actinopteri; Siluriformes; Clariidae
Gene: hdhd3
Product: haloacid dehalogenase-like hydrolase domain containing 3
Exons: 3
Coding region: 124-849 (241 amino acids)
Source: RefSeq, a predicted model, not a curated record